CGAGUGAAUGAUCGCCUUGAGUUGAGGGCUCUCCAACUCCAGACUCAUUAAUCCAUCUUUCAUAUCUUAAACCCUGGAGGAGUGAUACGGGUAAAGACAGAGUGAGACAGAGUGAGUCACAGCGGGGCGGACCGAGUGAACAGAAACUGAAACUGAUCCAGAGAUCCAGAGGGUCCUGUCCACCAGACGGUCGCGUCCCAGACCUCAUCUCCGACUGAGUGAUCUACUGGUGGUCUAAGAGGUCUCUCUGUCUGUCUGUCUGCCUGCCUGUCUAUCUGUCUGUCUGUCGGAUGGCCGUGCGGAUGGACCUGUGUCUGGAGGCGCUAUCCGCGCUGACGGGGUGUCGCGUGGAGGCCUCGGCCGCCGAGUCGCAGCUGAUGCCGCAGGACGUGGUGAACAUCGCGGCCCUGAAGCAGUUCUACCGCCGCGAGGGCCUGCAGGAGCUCGAGUACCCCAGCCUUGGCUCCCUGUCGCUAGGCGGCCCCGACGACGAGGACAUGUACAGCGCGCCCCUGGCCGUGGAGGGCCCCCCCCCGCCGGAGCCCCUCGAAGGACCCCCCAUUAAGAUCAACCCCGCCACCUUCUUCGAUCCCCGGUUCGACUACGACUUCACCAACGUCAAGGAUGGCGAGCAGAGCUUCUCGCGCGGCGAGGAGCGGUACGUGCGUCCUUGCGGCUGGCGGCGGGUGGCCCUGCGGGUGCUGGGGUACGACGGGGGCGACGCCUGGCUGGGCACCGGCCCCGACGCCUGGCCCGUCAGUUACCAUGGCAACCGCAUGGACGGGGCCCUGGGCGUCACGGCGACACGCCGCGGCCCGGCCCCCGAGGGGGCGGAGCCCGGGGCCCUGGAGGAGAUCGAGCCCGGCCCGGUCGCCGGGGCGACCUACCUGAGGGGCGUGUACUCCUCCACCCUGGUGGGCGUGGCCGAGGGCUACUGCAAGAGGUUCCGUUCCUGCGGCGACGGGAAGACCUACAAGGUGGUGCUGCAGAACCGGAUCAACCCGGAGCAGCGGAGGCAGUGCCAGAGGGAGGGGCUCUGGGUGGUCACCGUCGCCGAGGGGAGCGGCCCCGCCCAGACCAGGGCCUCCAUCCAGCUCGCCCUACGGCCCUACGGCCUGCUGCUCAAGGAGGACUGAGGCUCGCUCUACCUCUCUCUCUCUCUCUCUCUCUCUCUCUCUCUCUCUCUCUCUCUCUCUCUCUCUCUCUCUCUCUCUCUCUCUCUCUCUCUCUGUCUCUCUCUCUCU
Molecule: messenger RNA, 1244 nt
Organism: Gadus morhua (Atlantic cod)
Lineage: Eukaryota; Metazoa; Chordata; Actinopteri; Gadiformes; Gadidae
Exons: 2
Coding region: 291-1136 (281 amino acids)
Source: RefSeq, a predicted model, not a curated record